AUGUCGACGUCGCGGAGGCGGACACUCCUCAAGGUCAUCGUCCUCGGCGACAGCGGGGUCGGGAAGACGUCGCUGAUGAACCAAUAUGUCCACAAAAAGUUCAGUCAGCAGUACAAAGCUACAAUUGGUGCAGAUUUCGUCACAAAGGAGGUUCUCAUCGAAGACAGGCUAGUCACGUUGCAGAUUUGGGACACUGCGGGGCAGGAGAGAUUCCAGAGUCUUGGGGUUGCAUUCUACAGAGGGGCGGAUUGUUGUGUGCUCGUCUAUGACGUCAACUCUAACAGGUCAUUCGAUACACUCAACACAUGGCAUGAUGAGUUCCUCAACCAAGCUAGUCCAUCAGAUCCUAAAACUUUCCCCUUCAUCUUACUCGGUAACAAGAUUGAUGUAGAUGGUGGAAAAAGCAGAGUGGUUUCUGAUAAGAAAGCAAUGGAGUGGUGUGCUUCUAAAGGCAAUAUCCCUUAUUUUGAAACUUCUGCAAAAGAGGACUACAAUGUUGACAACGCUUUCCUCACUGUUGCCAAGCUUGCUCUAGAGCAUGAACGUGAUCAGGACAUGUGA
Molecule: messenger RNA, 561 nt
Organism: Miscanthus lutarioriparius
Lineage: Eukaryota; Viridiplantae; Streptophyta; Magnoliopsida; Poales; Poaceae
Source: the annotation of a GenBank genome assembly